Microtus oregoni (creeping vole) is the source of this 2024-nucleotide messenger RNA. It is a transcript of the gene Hmgcs2, whose product is annotated as 3-hydroxy-3-methylglutaryl-CoA synthase 2. Gene Ontology annotation, biological process: acetyl-CoA metabolic process. The record is from RefSeq and is a predicted model, not a curated record. Lineage: Eukaryota; Metazoa; Chordata; Mammalia; Rodentia; Cricetidae. Bases 64 to 1590 code for a protein of 508 amino acids. The transcript has 10 exons. Gene Ontology annotation, cellular component: mitochondrion. Gene Ontology annotation, molecular function: hydroxymethylglutaryl-CoA synthase activity.
AAGUGCUGGGCAUCUCUCCCAAGGUCCCCGGACUGCUACUGGCUCUCUGCUGAUACCCAAGAGAUGCAGCGGCUUUUGGCUCCAGCCAGGAGGGUCCUCCAAGUGAGAAGAGUGUUGCAGGAAGCUUCGCUCACACCUGCUCACCCGCUCUCAGCAGCCCAGCAGAGGUUUUUCACAAUCCCUCCUGCUCCCCUGGCUAAAACAGACACUUGGCCGAAAGACGUGGGCAUCCUUGCCCUGGAGGUCUACUUUCCAGCCCAAUACGUGGACCAGACUGACCUGGAGAAGUUCAACAAUGUGGAAGCAGGGAAGUACACAGUGGGCUUGGGCCAGACCCGAAUGGGCUUCUGCUCGGUCCAGGAGGACAUCAACUCCCUGUGUCUGACAGUGGUGCAGAGGCUGAUGGAGCGCACGAAGCUGCCGUGGGAUGCUGUGGGCCGCCUGGAAGUGGGCACGGAGACCAUCAUUGACAAAUCCAAGGCUGUGAAGACAGUGCUCAUGGAACUCUUCCAGGAUUCAGGCAACACUGACAUCGAAGGCAUAGAUACCACCAACGCCUGCUAUGGUGGUACUGCCUCCCUUUUCAAUGCUGCCAACUGGAUGGAGUCCAGCUACUGGGAUGGUCGCUAUGCCCUGGUGGUCUGUGGUGAUAUUGCGGUCUACCCAAAUGGUAACGCCCGGCCGACAGGUGGCGCUGGAGCUGUGGCGAUGCUGAUUGGGCCCAAGGCUCCUCUAGUGCUGGAGCAAGGGCUGAGGGGAACCCACAUGGAGAACGUCUAUGACUUCUACAAACCAAACUUGGCCUCAGAAUACCCACUGGUGGAUGGGAAGCUUUCCAUCCAGUGCUACAUGCGGGCCUUGGAUCGGUGCUACGCAGCCUACCGCAAGAAAAUUCAGAACCAGUGGAAGAAAGCUGGAAAUAACCAGUCUUUCACCCUCGACGACGUGCAAUAUAUGAUCUUCCACACGCCCUUUUGCAAGAUGGUCCAGAAAUCCCUGGCUCGGCUGAUGUUCAAUGACUUCCUGUCAUCCAGUGGUAACACACAGAACAACUUAUACAAGGGCCUGGAGGCCUUCAGGGGUCUAAAACUGGAAGAAACCUACACCAACAAGGAGGUAGACAAGGCGAUUUUGAAGGCCUCCCUGGACAUAUUCAACAAGAAAACCAAGGCCUCGCUUUACCUGUCCACGAACAAUGGGAACAUGUACACCUCGUCCCUCUACGGGUGCCUGGCCUCCCUUCUCUCCCAACACUCUGCCCAAGAAUUGGCUGGCUCCAGGAUUGGUGCCUUCUCCUACGGCUCAGGCUUAGCAGCGAGUUUCUUUUCUUUCCGAGUGGCCAAGGAUGCCUCUCCAGGUUCCCCUCUGGAGCAGCUGGUGUCUAGUGUGUCAGAUCUACCCAAACGUCUAGACUCCCGGAGGCGCAUGUCCCCUGAGGAAUUCACAGACAUAAUGAACCAAAGGGAGCAAUUCUUCCACAAGGUGAACUUCUCACCACCCGGCGACACAAACAACCUUUUCCCAGGGACUUGGUACCUGGAGCGAGUGGAUGAGAUGCAUCGCCGGAAGUAUGCCCGGCGCCCCGUCUAGAGGAGAUCCAUACAACAGUUCCUCGGGAAUGGAUCUGAGCUGCUGCCCAAACAGUGUCUGCAUAAAUUUCCACCCACGGCUAGCUGUAAAUAAUGAAUAGACACGGUAGCCCCAUAGGAUCUGCGGUGAAGAGCCACCAGGCUCAGUGGCUCCUUCGUGACUCUCCCUGAUGCCACCACUGCCACAGGCUCAUGUUGCUGUGGACCAGAGCUCCCCUGUGAAGAAUAUGGGAGAAAGGGGGACUGCUGACCCCCAUGGAAGUGGAUCAGUUGUCUUUUCCCACAUUCAGACAGCCCCACCAUUUGUUACGGCUCGUUAUCGGACUUCAAUGCUGUUGCAUUUUAUGCUCAUUACUUAAAAGUUUCCCGAGAAUGUCUAAAUUUUGUAUCUUGUCCUGAAAUAAUGUAUGGCAAUAAAAAUGAGGGAAGAGACGA